Messenger RNA from Engraulis encrasicolus (European anchovy), 3075 nucleotides. RefSeq names its product toll-like receptor 13. The coding region runs from base 1 to 2853 and encodes 950 amino acids. The transcript has a single exon. Gene Ontology annotation, cellular component: plasma membrane. The record is from RefSeq and is a predicted model, not a curated record. Gene Ontology annotation, molecular function: protein binding; transmembrane signaling receptor activity. NCBI's taxonomy places the organism in Eukaryota, Metazoa, Chordata, Actinopteri, Clupeiformes, Engraulidae. Gene Ontology annotation, biological process: toll-like receptor signaling pathway; immune response; inflammatory response.
AUGACUUCUUUAGGAGGAGCACUUUUUCACAUUUUUCUCUAUGGGCUUUUCAGUACACCAUCACACCAGUUCUUUGUCAGAUACUGCAACCUCACCAUGUUGCCCAACGACACCAUGUGUCAUGUGUCGUGCUGUGAUAUGGGCUUGAAAAUUGUUCCGCUGCCACUCCCUACUCACGUAAAGGAACUGGAUCUUUCUCGCAAUCACAUCUCAAAGAUCAAGGUGACAGACUUCAGGAACGUCUCAAAUCUAAGAGCUCUUAAUGUGUCUUACAACAACAUUUCAUGGAUAGAAGACAGCGCUUUCCAAGAUCUUGUUCACCUGCAAGCACUCUACAUGACUAGGAAUCGGCUGAAACAUAUAACCAGAGGCUUUCUACAGGGACUAGUGAGCCUCACUGUGCUGCGACUGGAUCAAAAUAAAAUUGAGGACAUUGACCCAUCAACUUUCAUUGACCUUUCCAAUUUGACACAUGUAAAUCUGGCACAUAACCGGCUCACAGUCAUGGAGUCUGUGAAGAGCAUUUUACACUUGCCAAAUCUAUUUGAGAUCAAAAUUGAAAACAACAGCAUUACUAGUUUUGUGUCUCAUAACCUUUCAACUAAACCUCUGCAACUACGGAGACUUGAUUUAUUUUCGAACCCACUGAAGACAUUUCGGAUAACAAACAACAUCCUUCCAUACCUCGGCUAUCUGGAUAUCUCCACCUAUAGCUACGUGCAUAAUGGGUCUUUGCAAUGGAUUGUGGAGGAUGCAUCUUUUCUUGGUGCAGUGGAGACACUCAAUGUGAGUGGACUUCAAACUUCAGAAAAUUUGACAGUAAAAAUUGUACAAACCUUUAAUUCAUCUCUGAAAACUCUCCAAAUCAGCGAAUUAUCAACACCAGGUUUUCAGGACUUUUUUCAAAGAACCUGCAGCCAUCUACAAACUCUAAUCUUAGAACAACCCAAUAUCCAUGUGCUAAGUGACAGCUUCUUCAAAUCAUGCCACCAAUUACGAGUAAUUCAUUUUAGAGACAGCACAACAUCUAAAAUGUCCACACUUGCAUUUGAAGGAUUGAAUCAACUCAAGACAUUGAAAGUAAGAAGUACAAAAAUUACUGAACUUAAUAACGUCACACACAUUCUCCCUUCACUGUCACUACUUGACUUUUCUAAUAACAAUAUAGAUCAUGUCACAUGUUCUGAUUUCAACAACCUAACUCUUUUGGAAAGACUUUACCUUUACGGCAAUGAAAUUAACAUGAUUAGGAAUUGUACUUUUCAGUAUCUUCCAAACCUGCAAGUGCUACUAUUGGGCUCGAAUAAACUUUUAGAUGUGAGACAAAUUUUUAAUGGUCAUCUUCCAAAACUGAUGACUUUAGAUUUGCACAGCAAUAAGAUAAGUAAACUAAAUGGGUGGACUUUCAGUGGAUUGAAUGCUCUUAAAUAUCUGCGCAUCUAUGAUAAUCAAAUAACCAGCAUAUCAAAAAAUGCUUUUGAAGGAUUGCAAAAUUUAAAAGAACUGGUCCUUAGAGCAAACCACCUUAAACAAAACACAUUUAGUGAUCCAGUAAUUUUUAAAGGUAUGUACAACCUGGAAGUGCUAAAUUUGGAUGACAAUUACAUAGAGUUUGACACUACAAAACUUCAAAAUCCACCUUUCACAAUGUUAAAGUCCCUGAAAGUCCUGCUUGUUAACAGUCAGAGGCAUGGGAUGAGUAACUUGCCUUCAAACCUACUGGCUGGCCUGAACUCAUUGAUUUCAUUUCAUGGAGAAAACCUCAACAUUCAGUACGUCCAUCCAGACACCUUCACACACACUCCCAAUCUCAAGUACCUGGACUUGAGCAAGAACGUAUUCACGACAGAAUCUUCUUUAUCUCCCGGGGUAUUUCAUCCCAUCCCUGCACUGUCAGAGCUCCAUUUAUCAAAAAAUUUACUUCCGUCAUUGACCUUUGUAAUUGAUGCAAACCUUUCUCACCUCCAAAAUCUUCAGGUGAUGAAUAAUCAACUUCAGGGAAUAAACCAGACAAUAAUCCAGUCCCUUCCCAGUUUAGAGUAUGUUGACCUCCAAAACAACACAUUCAUUUGUGACUGUAGCAAUGAAUGGUUUCUUCACUGGGCCAAACAAUCAAGACAAACCCAGGUAAUAUUCUUCAAUAAUUAUCACUGUAGCUAUCCCCCAGCCUUCAAAAACCAACACCUGGAAAACCUGAACACAAACUCCUGCACCAUAAAUAUUGAGUUCAUUUACUUUGCAGGAAGCUCCUCCCUGGUGAUUGCUACACUCAUGGUGACUUUCAUUUACAACUUCAUGCGAUUUCAGCUGGUAUAUGCAUACUACCUCUUCCUGGCUUAUCUCCAUGACCGCAAGCAGCACCGGAGACAGAAGCAACAUGGAUUCAUGUACGAUGCCUUCAUCUCCUACAACUCCCAGGAUGAACUGUGGGUGCUUAGGGAACUGCUGCCCAAUAUGGAGACCGAACAAGGUUGGAGACUGUGUUUGCACCACCGGGACUUUGAGCCAGGCAAGCCCAUCAUUGACAACAUUGUAGACGGCAUCUACAACAGCCGAAAGACAAUCUGUGUGGUGACUCGAAACUACUUGAGGAGCGAGUGGUGCUCCAGGGAGAUUCAGGUGGCCAGCUUCAGACUGUUUGAUGAGAAUAAUGAUGUGCUCAUCCUGGUCUUCCUGGAAGACAUCCCAUCACAACAGCUAUCCCCAUAUCACAGAAUGCGGAAACUGGUGAAGAAGCAAACAUACCUCUGCUGGCCCAAACCAGGGGAGGAUAGGAGCAUCUUCUGGCAAAAACUACGAAUGGCCAUGAACACCAAGAAAGACGAUGAUCCCAUCCUUUUAGGAGGGGAAUAGACUUCCUCAGAUAUUAUUAUUAAUCUUUCUGAGUAGUUAAACCAAUGUGUGAUAGGAAUGUUUGGACAACUAAAUUCUAAAGCAUGUUGUGAUCCAUAGUUGAAUGCUAUAAUCUUAUAUUGCUUUGGAGAAGAUUGUGUACUAUAGUUCAAAGCAAGAAGGUGGAAAAUGCGCGCACAUCAGUGGCACAGGUGCUGGACAAAAUAGAGCAACUGAAAUAAA